AACUUAAAACGCUUUAAGUUUAUAUACACAUUUUUAUCAUGCGUAUUAAAGAUUGAAAUGGUUAUGUUUAAUUUUGGAAUAUACUUCCUUCUUUAGAACAGGAAGUUUAAACAGUAAAAUUCUCCGUACGUGAUGAAGCAGGUAUGUCUUCAAACAGUUUCAGUAAUGAUCUUUUAAACGUACCUGAUGAUUUACAAUCUACACGUGGUUCAGACAGCAUAUCAUCAUCAUCACCUCAAAGUCACGUGCAUCAGUCCCCAUUUAUGAUGCAAGGGGAAACUGAACCAGAAACAAUUCAUGGUGACAUAGAUACACCAAGUAUCGAUAAGCUGGGUCAAUUAACAGAUGCAGUGUCAAACUUAAGGCCUAUUUUGGAUGCGUUCAGGCAUGAACAAAUGCUUAAAGACGAAAAGCUGAAACAGCUAACACAGGAGAACAAUAAUCUUAAAGAACAUAUUGGAACAUUGGAAGGUUUUGCACAUCUGUCCCCGGAAAACACGAGAGAUCAAUACAAUAAAAAUUUGCAGAGUAACUUACACAGAACAGAAUGUUUGUUACAGGAAGAAAAGUCAAAAGUACAAAAGUUGUCCAAAGACAUUGAUGAAUUGCAGGCACAACUAGCGAAAUCUAAAACAAAAGAAAUUAAUUUGACUUCUGAAAACCAAAAGUUGGAAGCUAUUGUCGCCGACAAAGACGAUUUAUUAAAAAGGAAUGAAUCUUCAAUCAACGAUUUGUACGCGGAAAACACUAAUCUAAAUUUAAGAAUUGAAAAACUGGUCACUGAAAGGGACAAUUUAAAGAUGAUUGUAGAUCGAUUUAAAAACGAACUGCGGGAAAAAGAUAGUAAUGAAAAACGCAUUUUGGAAGAGAAUGAAAGUCUAACACUUCAAAAUGUCGAGCUAGAAAAGAUGAUCGAAAAGGUUAAACAGGAAAAGAGAAAAUUUGAAGAUGAGGUUACCGAAACAAAAAAACGUUUAAGUAAAGUGAUGGGCAACAAACUGACCGCAAAUAAUCCUGGUAUAGCAGACCUUAGUGAUCAAAAUAGACCGACGAAACUAGCCGAGAAAUAUUCAGAGUUGUAUGACAAUGAAUGGACUGAUGCCUAUGAGGUUUUUGAAAAAUCUUCUCCUAACGAAAAAGAUGCGAUUAAAACUCUCCUUAAUCUGUUACAGAGUAUACAGAGAUUUUGUAGCGAAAUGGCUAUAUCACAGCUAGAGAAUAUCAGCACUGCACUCACGAUGAAAUAUGAUCAGACGAAAUCACAGACCGAAUAUUUCAGACAACAAAUAAAGGACUUCAGAAAAGCUACAUCAGUGGAAGCCAUAGAAGGGGUAAUUUUGCAUUACGUGAAUCAUCUAGAAAGUAAUGACACCGUAACAUUGAAGCUAGUGAAUCAACCAAAUGUGAAACCAUUUAUGCAUAAAUGUGUGGAGCUAUGUUGGCUAAUGGCGGUCCAAGAUCCUCCAUUGGAAUUUGCACAGCUGAAGGAACAGUGGGGUAAUAAAAGAUUUGACACAUCAAUAUACAAGCCGUACACUCAGACUGGCGCAUUUGUCGACUUUGUUGUUUGGCCACCUCUGUACCUGCACAAAGACGGUCAAUUACUUGCUAAAGGAGUAGCGCAGGCAUGUGGACAGCUAUCAUCAAAAGAUCCCGUUAGCAAAAAUGUUUCGAAUGCAACUGCUGUUCCAGGUACAGCUGUGCCUGUUCAGGGAACUUGCAAUAAUGACAAAUCGAGAAGCUUUCAUGGCAGAUCCUCAAAAAACACCGCGGCUAACUUCAGCAUGACGGUAUCGGGAGCUAGCGGAUUCUAUGACAACAACUUCUCGACAAUACAACAAGACGAUGACGAGAAAGCAUGUGAAUAAACCGGGCAGAUAUUAUUCAAGAUAUCAAUGUCUUUUUGACUGAGACUGACCAGUGAUUUUUUUUCACUACUGUAUUUUACAGCCGAAUAAUGGCUGUUUCCCCUAGCCCAAAAUAGGUAAAAUUUCCCCUUAAAAUGCUCAUAUUUUCCCCUAAAAUGCCUCGUGUUCUUCCUAGCCAGAAUUAUGACUUAACAGCAUCUGACUUAUAUCAGCUAGAAGACAGAAAUCUGUCCCUAUAGGUACAUUGUAGCGUCUGCUGUAUACCAUGCAUGUUAAAUUGAAUUGAAAUCAAAAUUUUAUAAAAAAAAUGUGUGGGUGAAUAAUAUUUUCAGUUGUUGGAAUUUGAUUUCAGGUUUUCCCCCUUUUCUGUUUUAUCGAGCUAUAUUUCCCCCUUUCGAAAGCCACAGGUUGUUUUGAAAAUUGGAAAAAAAUCACUGGUGACUGUCUGAGACUGGUUUAUACAUGUUAUAGCUAUGAAUAAAAUAUAUUACAUACUUGUCAAAGCGUAUGGGAUCAUCGGAUUAUUAUUGUUACAUAUUAGAAAUAGUAAAGGUGCAUUUGACAUUAAAAAAGAAUGUUAUUUAAAAUA
Ruditapes philippinarum (Manila clam) is the source of this 2457-nucleotide messenger RNA. Its product is annotated as optineurin-like. Gene Ontology annotation, biological process: mitochondrial protein catabolic process; mitophagy by internal vacuole formation. Gene Ontology annotation, cellular component: mitochondrial outer membrane. The coding region runs from base 144 to 1868 and encodes 574 amino acids. The transcript has 6 exons. The record is from RefSeq and is a predicted model, not a curated record. Lineage: Eukaryota; Metazoa; Mollusca; Bivalvia; Venerida; Veneridae.